Molecule: messenger RNA, 1233 nt
Organism: Thyridium curvatum
Lineage: Eukaryota; Fungi; Ascomycota; Sordariomycetes; Thyridiales; Thyridiaceae
Exons: 5
Coding region: 1-1233 (410 amino acids)
Source: RefSeq, a predicted model, not a curated record
AUGCCUCCCAAGUCGGUCAAGCCUACCAGAAAGGCGCAGGAGGAGCCUGAGGAUGUCGAGUAUGAGGAUGUCGAAGAGGUAACAGAGGAGGAGGAUGAAGAUGAGGACGAAGUAGAAGGCGAGGAGUAUAGCGAGGAGGAGGAUGAAGAGGGUGAAGAAGAGGACGAGGAUGUGGAUGGGGAAUAUGAAGAGGAUGAAGGUGAAGAGGGGGGUGAUGAUGAAGAAGAGGUUGAGUAUGAAGAUGAGGAUGAGGAUGAGGAGGAGGAGGAGGAGGAGGAGGAGGAAGAGGAAGAAGAGGAUGGAGAUGAGACUGGCGAUGAUGAUGAGGAAGAAGAGGUCGAGGCUGAUGAAGAUGAAGAGGAAGAUGAGGAGGAUAUGUCCAAGAAACCCAAAAAGACUUUUGCCGACCGCUCAAUGGGAGAGAAGGCCAAGAAAACGAAGAAUGAGAAGGAGGCCGAUGAUGUGUCCGAGAGGGGCCUGCACAAGGCCGGGAAGCAAACAGACAAGCCCACUAAAGACGAGAAGGGAGGCUCUACUGACAAAGAGGUUGAUGGAAAACUGCCCAAGUACUACCCACGUCCUGAAAAGGUGGAUUGGAAGUCUCCUUCCAAGGGAAAGAAGUCAAAGGAAGGCAAGCAGGAACCCGAGACUGAAUCGGGCAAGGAGCCGGCAAAGAAGAAGACGACAAAAAAGGGCACAGAUGAAGAGGGCGACGCGGCAACGCCAGCAAAAAAGAAGACAACAACAAAGUCCGUCAAGAAGUCUACAGCUGGAGAUGGAGAUGAAAGCGAGAAGAAGACGAAGAAGGCCAAGAAGACAACGGGACCAGAGUAUGGAGACGAGGAGAAGGGUGAAGGGAAAGAGACCAAGAAACCUGCCAAGAAGAAGACCACUACAGCGAAGGCCCCUGUCUCGAAGGGGAAAUCAGAGGAUGCCAACCACGAGGAGGGUGAGAAGACCAAGGCAUCCAAGCCUGUGAAAAAGAAGGUGAGCAAGAAGACGGCAGCCACAGGCGACGAGGCCGAGGGUUCCGACAAAGAGGCAGAGAAGGCACCGGCCAAGAAGAAGACAGCCGCCAAAAAGACAACUGCAGCCAAAUCGAAGACCGACGAGAAGCAGGGGGAAGAGGCUCAUGAGAAGUCCGCACCCAAGAAGAAGGUUGUCACAAAGAAGGGCACCGCUGCUAAGACUGCGGUUGAGGGUGUGGCAAAGGGUCUCAAAAAGGUGUUGUGA